AUGGCACAGAGUCUCAGUGAAAGGCAGUGCAGUGUGAGGGCUCUGUGUCGACAGCAGUGCAGUCUGGGAGCUCUGUGUCGAAAGCACGGCAGUCUGGGAGCUCUGUGUCGACAGCAGUGCAGUCUGGGAGCUCUGUGUCGACAGCAGUGCAGUGUGGGAGCUCUGUGUCGACAGCAGUGCAGUGUGGGAGCUCUGUCGACAGCAGUGCAGUGUGAGAGCUCUGUGUCGACAGCAGUGCAGUGUGGGAGCUCUGUGUCGACAGCAGUGCAGUGUGGGAGCUCUGUGUCGACAGCAGUGCAGUGUGAGAGCUCUGUGUCGACAGCAGUGCAGUCUGGGAGCUCUGUCGACAGCAGUGCAGUCUGGGAGCUCUGUCGACAGCAGUGCAGUCUGGGAGCUCUGUGUCGACAGCAGUGCAGUGUGGGAGCUCUGUGUCGAAAGCACGGCAGUCUGGGAGCUCUGUCGACAGCAGUGCAGUCUGGGAGCUCUGUCAACAGCAGUGCAGUCUGGGAGCUCUGUCGACAGCAGUGCAGUCUGGGAGAUGUUGGCUGA
Messenger RNA from Conger conger (European conger), 549 nucleotides. Its product is annotated as keratin-associated protein 12-1-like. The record is from RefSeq and is a predicted model, not a curated record. NCBI's taxonomy places the organism in Eukaryota, Metazoa, Chordata, Actinopteri, Anguilliformes, Congridae. Bases 1 to 549 code for a protein of 182 amino acids. The transcript is spliced from 2 exons.